GUGCCCGUAUGACGUCACACUGUUGCACGAGCGCACAGCCAGAGGAAGCGCACCGGGGAUUUGCGCCAUAUGGCUGCGUGUCCUUCCCAGUCCUCCUGCACAUGCCAACAAUAAAAAAAUAAAAAAAAUCCAAGUACAGUACAAAGAAAUGCGCCUGUCUCGCAACUCCACAUUAAACAGUACCGUGUCCCUUUAAAACCGUCUGACAAAAAGCCCAUAUGAUCCCCGAGCUCCAAUCACCAAUUCCUUCUGCAAAAGCAGCCUCUGCAUUUUUGUCUGUCUGAAUGCUACAGCAGCACGGGGGGAAAAAAGAUUGAGGAUAAGGCACAAACUGAAGAAAUGUGACAAUUCAACGGUCAUUUUCAUGGCGGAGGGAAAACUGGUGCGAAAGGAGUUAUUCUGGGACUCCUUUGAGCCUCGAAACGCGGGAUCAAAAUGCUCAUAGUGGAGAAGACCACGGACUUCCCCUCUGCUGAGUUCUCCCUGGUGGAGGAUGUGGCUCUGCACUUCACCUGUUUGAUGGACAGGCUGAAUGAGCAGCGCCUCUUCCAGCCUGACCUGUGUGACGUUGACAUCGUUCUGGUGCGUCAGCACAGCACCUUCCCAGCCCAUAAGGGCGUGCUGGCGGCCUACAGCCCUUUCUUCCACUCCCUUUUCGCCCAAAGCAAACAGCUGCGGCGGGUGGACCUGUCGCUGGACGCCCUGACCUCUCAGGGCCUGCAACAAAUCCUCAACUUCAUUUACACCUCCAAACUGCUGGUGAGCAGCCGCACUGUGCGGGACGUGCUCAACGCCGCUACCCUGCUUCAGAUGAGCGACAUCGCAGCCUCCUGUCGUGACCUCAUCAGCAGCCACUCGCUGAGAACCACCUGCGCAGAUAUGGCCAAUCAGGAAGGGCUCGGUGGCGGUGACCCAGCUGCUGUAGCGAUGCCCUCCAGCCAGCUGUACCCAGAGAUUAAACAGGAGUCAGAGCUGGGGAGGGUGUAUAAAAGAGAAGGCAGCAGCCCGUUCUCUGUUAGAGUGGAGGAGGCAGGCAAGGCGGCCUCCCAGCAGAAGCAGUAUUACCAGAAGGAGGACGGGUCAGGGGGCGGGGCUGGAACAGGUGUGGCUGCUUUGUGCAAAGUCGAGAGCAAUGGAGAGGAGUCAAAGAACGCAGAUGGCCACACUUCCUUCAACAGAGACCAGAUCAUUGUUGAAGUCAACCUCAACAACCAGACCCUCAAUGUGUCAAAGGGAUCAGAGAGCAAAUCAGCAACUGCCACAGAGGCGUCCACCAUGUUUGGUCGUUGCCAUGACAACCAGAGAGAUUCAGAAGACGAUGAGGAGAAUGAGGCGGAGAAUGACGACACAGUUGGAGAAGAGGAUGACGAUGACCUGAACCUGAAGAGAGGGGACAUACUGGGUCAGAGCAGUGAAGAGGACGAUGAGGAGGAAGACGAGGAAGAGGAGGAGAACACUCUAAACAUUCCAGGCUUGGAGCAGCCAGCCAUGAUGGAUCGACCUCGCCGGGGCACCAGAGCCUUCGCCAUGGCGGGUACAACCGCCUCCAUGCGGCAGACACUCGCAGAGGCCACGCUGGCCAACCAGCGGCAAGGCGGGAAGAGGCCGCUGGAUACGGAGAGCCUGGGCCAGAAAGUGAGGCUGGAGGAGAAGCAACAUUUCCCGUGUAAGAAAUGCCCUCGCGUCUUCAACAACCGCUGGUACCUGGAGAAACACAUGAACGUCACUCACAACCGCAUGCAGAUCUGCAAUAACUGUGGGAAACGCUUCCUGCUGGAGAGCGAGCUGCUGCUGCACCAACAGACCGACUGUGAGAAGAGCAUCCAGUGUGUAACAUGUGGCAAGGCCUUCAAAAAGCUGUGGUCGUUGCACGAGCACAACAAGAUCGUCCAUGGCUACGCUGAGAAGAAGUUCUCCUGCGAGAUCUGUGAGAAGAAGUUUUACACCAUGGCUCAUGUCAGGAAGCACAUGGUCGCCCAUACGAAGGACAUGCCGUUCACCUGUGAGACGUGCGGGAAGUCGUUCAAGCGCAGCAUGUCCCUGAAGGUUCACUCUCUGCAGCACUCAGGAGAGAAACCCUUCAAGUGUGAGAACUGUAGUGAGCGCUUCCAGUACAAAUACCAGCUGCGCUCCCACAUGAGCAUUCACAUCGGACACAAGCAGUUCAUGUGCCAGUGGUGCGGAAAGGACUUCAACAUGAAACAGUACUUUGAUGAACACAUGAAGACACACACUGGAGAAAAGCCGUACAUCUGUGAGAUCUGUGGGAAGAGCUUCACAAGCCGGCCCAACAUGAAGCGCCACCGCCGCACCCACACCGGUGAGAAGCCCUACCCCUGCGAGGUGUGCGGCCAGCGCUUCCGCUUCUCCAACAUGCUCAAGGCCCACAGGGAGAAAUGUUUCCGCGUCAGCAACCCCAUGGUUACCGAUGGCAACGACCCCCUCGGCCUCCAUCAGCCUCUGGCCUCACCCGUCGUGGACUCUUCCGGUCAGGUGCAGCUGGGGACGGCGCUUCCUGCCACGUCUGCGACCACACCCGCCGCUGCCUCGAGCCCACACCCUCUCCAUGGCACCCAACUGUCUCUUCCCCUGCUGCACUCCAUGGGGGGGCUGCCUCCCACUCAUUUACCCCCACCGCCUCCCCUGUUCUCUGCCGGUAGGAUGAACUCCAACAACUAACAAAUCUCUGUAGCAUCGAAAGCACUUUUUGUUACUUUUGUUUUUCUUAGAGCUUUUAAAAGGACUCCUGCGGCGGGAGAGUGAUGCACCUCAGUGACGUUUACACUGAGGGGAGAAACUGACUGAAGGCUACACGGAGGCCUCGUAAGAAAACACACAUACACCUACCACAAUAAGAAAUAGUUAUUUUUUACUCUGUUAAAUACAAUAGAUAACCUCAGAGUCCAGUAGGACGCGUCGUCACCGUGCUUCUCCUCAUGAGUUUCACAACUCUGUUCUGGUUUCAUUUGGGAUUUUUCCACCACCACACACACAUCUCUCCAGAGCCUUGCACAAUGCAUUGAUUGUAGCAUCUUUUACAAAGUGGGAGGAAGAGUUUCCUGAAUCCUCACUCAUACGGGGGUCAUCAGUCACGCGAGAACCACACUAUGAUGAGAAAAAAAAAAAAGUUUUAUUUUUGAUCGUUCUCUGCCAAGAUGUAGCGAGUGGUUCUGGUCUGACCCAGCAAUAACCAAAUGUGGAUUUGUCUCUGAGCAUAUACAUGUAUAUGGCAUUGCCAAUAACCAAAUCCUGUUAGCUCACCUGCUAUAGUUAGAUAAUGUUAUACAGCAUUUAUAAUCGAUCCUGCACCUUACAUUUAACUCUAGUGAUAUUUAAAAUGUACUCCUAAUUGUCUCGAUUUUUAUAAUUGUGAUAGUGUGUAACUUGUGGCACGUUAUGUCAAUUUGUAAGGACGCGAGAGAGAGUCGUGGAGGCGUGGAGAGUCGACCGUGCAAUGCAGUGUGUAUGUGUGUGUGUGUGUGUGUGCGCGCGCUUGUGUGAGACGUGAGGCAGAGAUGUGAGAUGAAGAUCUACGUUCAGCUAAUCAACGCUUGAGCUUCCCCUGAGUCAGGAGAUGGAGUAAUUUGUUGACUCUCAUCUUUUGCUUACAUUAAGCAAGCGUGCUCCUCUCCUGUAGAUCUGGCUUCGAGAUGGUAUCGCACUUUUCUGUGACUUGUUAGUAAAAAACCUCAUGUACUCAGACCUACAGUAUAUUUGUAGGUUUAAAAAUCUAAUGUUAAUGUUAACUUUCCCAACUAAACCCGAUCUGUAUCAUAGUUUGCAGAGUGUAGGGAUGAUAAUAAUAUUCACAAAAACCUACUUACGUCACGUAGCUCAUUAAGUGUACACAUUUCAUCAUGAUAGAUAUCGUGAAACAAUAAACAUUAUAUUACAAUGCCUAAAUCUCUCAAAAAGCACUGACAGUGAGUACUUUUGGCACAACAGAGCGCAUCACUAAAAGGGCUCCUUAUGAUGACAUCACUGUUAUAAACUGGUCAGUGGUGAUCUGUAGAAGCUGAUCAAAUUAAGAGACAUGCAGUAUGUAAUACCCCUCAGACAUCUGUGGCUCUACGUGCACUUUUGACAAGUUUGUCACGAACCUUCUCGAGUAGAACUGAAAUAAUAGAAUUGAAUCCUCGUCAGUAAAAAGUUCUCCUCUUUGACAUUUUGGGAAAUAUUUCUUGCAGAGAGUUAGCUGACAAGAAUGAUACCACUCUCCUGUCGGUAUGUUAAUUAUGAAGCUACAGCCAGCAGCUGUUAGCUUAGCUCAGCACAAAGACUGGAAACAGUGAAACAGCUAGCUUGGCUCUGUCUGAAGGUUAAAAAAAUCAUCCACCAGUACCAAAAGCUUACUGAUAAACAAGUCCUGUUUGUUUUCAUUCAUUAUCCGUAACCACUUUUCCUAUUCAGGGUCAUGGGGGCUGGAGCCUAUCCCAGCUGACACUGAGUGAGAGGCGGGGUGCACCCUGGACCGUCACCAACUGUUGUUGUGGCCUGAAGUGCCUGAUUUCAUGGCAGCUUUUCUAUAAAAAAAAAAAAUGUGAUGCAUGUUGCUGUUUUGUGGGGGGGGGGCUUGCUUUUUUGCUUUUUUGUAUAAUUAAUUUAAAACCAAGGCAACUUGUUCCAUACACAGACUGUAAAAAAAAAAAAAAAAAAAAGGACAUAGGUGCCAUGACGUCGCCCAUGGAUUUGUGGGCAUCCAUUUUGAAGCCUUAAGUUUGGUAUAUCAACUGUCGCCAUCUUGGUUCUUGGGAGCCAGGAGUGAACAAGAGGUGGGCCUGACUCACAUCACAGACUGUGGUGACACCUUGCCAACAGGUGGUCAGUCAAAAUGGCUCACCCGUAAUUAUAUGAAAAUUUAAGUCUUAAUGAAAUUUAAAUGGGUGAGUUAUAUAAAAAAAACCCCUCCUGUAUAGUUGUCAUGAAGGGGUAAAUUAGCUAUAGAGACCAAAACCAUUUUUUGUACCAGGUUGUUAACAUGAUUAUUUCUGCUAAAUUUCGGCAGGAGUAUCUGUGGGGAUUGACUGCCAUCUGGAGCCAGCCUCAAGUGGUCAUUCAAAGAACUGCAGUUUUUUGGCACUUCCUCACUGGCUUGAUUUUUCAGCUCUGGAGGUCACCGCUUGGUUUCACACCAUGUUUAAACAUUUUAUUUGAGACAUUUGAUUCCUAAACUAUUUUCUCUAUCACACACACAGUUUGUCACGCAAAGAGGCAAGCAUGCCUCUGUCACUUCUUGAUUUAUACUACACUAACAUUACGACAAACCGUGCAUAUUUAAUCUGACUCACCUUGAUUCUCAAGAGGGGCUGGAUAGCUGAUUUUGUACUUUUGGACAGAGCCUUGCUGGCUGGUUUCUCCUUUUAGCAUACUUCAUGCUAAGCUAGGCUAACUGGCUGCUGGCUGUAGCUUCGUAGUUACCAUACAGAUAUGAGAGUGGCAUUCAUCUCAGCUAAUUCUCUGCAAGAAAGCAAACAAGCAUACUUCCCAGAAUGUCAAAAUAUUCCUUAAAAUCUGACACUUCAAUCAGUUAAUUACCCAAAAAGAGUCUCGGUGCACUAUCGAUGCACUCCCGCUCACUUUAUCUAUAGACUUGUAGUGUAACGUUAACCUGUAAAUAUUGUUAAGAUGUGUUUCUUCCUCGUGAUUAAUUCCUCAUGUUUACAUUUCGAGAGUCAUUUGAAUGUGCCCCCACGUGCGUCUUGGCUGGUACUACCGGAAAGUUGGAGUUUGUGGAUAAGCUUUUGUAAAUGUAAUAAGCUGUUCAUUGUUUUAUUUAAAAGACAAAUUGAAGCACCUUAGUGUAGUCUUACGUCUUAGCCCACCCCCAGUUACACGUGUUUCUUAAACUGCCAUGGUUAAAUGGUUAGGGCCACAUCAGAUGCUAUUUGAAAAUGGUACUUCUUCUUUUAUUUGUUUGUGUGUCCAACACGUUUUGUACUUUGAUUUGCUGCUUUUGUACAGGGUCCAGUUUGAGACUGCCCUUUAAAUGAAAAGUCUGCUGUUGAAUUGUUGAGUAUAUUCUGGCUGUGAUCAAUCCAAGUUAGCCUUACUGGACAGAGAGCUCCAGGGUCAGAAUUGAGCUACAAUUUAGACAUUAUGAGCAGUUUGAUGAGGUAACUGCCAACGUUUUACACCCAUCUAGGCAUUGAUCUCGUCUUUGGUAGAUGGGGCUUCUGAUUGUUGACAGAGAGAGGACUAAAGGCAAUGUCACAUAAACAUAAAGACUGUUGCUCUCUUGUGGUAUCUUAGUAAACUGCACUCUGUCAGCCACACUAAAGAAAGAGAAAAGCCUCCCUCCCUUAAGAGUACAUUAUCAUUCAUAGUGUGUCUCUAGUUAUCACUGGAGAAGCUCAUAGUACUUUGGGAUCAUAAGAGAAGGCUAUUCCCACUUCACUGUUUUGAGAAGCACUAGCCCAAGAGACAAUACUGAGAUACUGUGGUUAUAGUUUGUGUAUUCGCCUUAUACUCGGAGGGAUUUGAAUGUUUUUGUGUAAUGGAUGAUGACGAUAGUAGCUGAUGGUAAAGGAGGGAUAGUAGUUAAUACUACUGAUUUAUGCACUUUGAAUUUGAUUGCCACAUUAGCCCAUAAUGGGGAACAUGUAUGCAGACACAAGGUGAACAAUAGAUAGCAGAUGCUUACUGAGAAAUAUGAUUUCCACGCAGCAGGCUGAAUCCAAAGGCAUACAUUCUAUGUUUAAAUGUACCGCGUGGAUAUCAGUGAUCAUGAUUAACAUCUACAAAUUACAGUUAAUUUAUUUGUAUUAUUUGUUUGAAUUUGAUCGGUUUGUGGAGUCAGUUAUGUGUCGCCCUGCACCCUUAACUGGUGUUUCCGUGUUUCAGCCUGCCUGUUUGACACUGUACUGCUCUUUAGAGGCCCAGACACACCAAACUGACAUCAAAGAACUAAUGGUGACAAAGGCUAACAUUGCAUUGCCUCAAGUUGCCUGUGUGUCGCUCAAAAAGUUGCGCUUGAACACCCUGUAAAGACGUCAACCAACUAGCACGAACACUCUGCGCCUGCCUGAGAGGAAAUGACUCUUCAUACCAGCAGGUGGCGGUAGUCUGUUUUUGUCAUUCAAAAAGGGAAACCAGAAGACAGACAGGGCGGAUUCAAUACACUAGUUCGCCAGUUAGCAUAUUAACAACACAACCCAAUGUUGAAGGAACAAAAGAUAUUUACUGGCGCUAGCGAACACUAACACAAACUACGAACCGUUUCUGCUAAAGAGCUCAGUGGCUAAAAACAUAAUCUUACCCAUAUAAGUUUGUUUUGAUCUCACAGUCUCACACCUUCACACCUCCAUUUCUCUUCUCCUGGACUGAGUUGACCCAAUCAGAGUGAUUUAAUUUGCCGUCUCCGAUGCUAAUUCAGCAUGCUAAAUCGGCCAUAAAAAAAACCGCACGAGACAAAUAGUGCCAACGGUGCGAAACACACUGCCAAAACUAGGGCAACAGACUUUCAACAACGGCCCAACAUUGACCGACAUUGACCAACUGACUGUCGCCUUGGUGUGUCUGGGCCCCAACAAGUAUUUGUGACUCGUCCAUGAGGGUGCAUACAGCACAGCUACGGUUGUUUCCGACUAGCUUGUUCUCCAAUCACUACCAUAACUAAGAGAGGUUAGUUUUAGCUCUUGCCAGUUUGCUCCUAUUAUUAAAGGAGCUUUAAUAUGUGACUGUUAUAUUUCAUGCUUUGAGAAAAUGUUAAGGAAGUUGUCAGUUGCCAAAUUGAGUAACGAGAAAGAUAUCAAUUAUUGUGAGCACUUUAUACUCCAGUUCAGCUACUAUGGUUUGAAGGCUGAUACAGUAGCAGUUAUAUGAAUCGAAAUCUGCUGAUGGCAGGUGUGUGUGUUUUGUUUUUGUUUUUUUAUAUUUCCAUGGCAUAAGAUUAUAGGAAAUUUCAAAAAUUGCAGUCGCUGCCAGAAAUGUGUCCUCGGCAGGUGUUCAGUCCUCUGAAAUAACAUUUUAUUUAGACCAAAGGGACGCCAAAAGUGUUUGUUCAGACCCUGCAAAAUUAAGUCCUACUGUAUGUACCUGCUUGGAAUAAGACUGAAAUGAUAUAUUCGAAUCCACUUAAGUUACAGGCUUCCAACCCACUGUGGUAUAAAUCAAUUGGUGUUAUGAUAAAUCAAGCAAACUCUAUCAUAUUCAUCAUUUUGGAGGAGAAUGACACUGAGCAGAUGAUCUCAUUUGUUUUUAAACACCGGCAUUUAUCAAAGUAAUUAGCAAAUGGUUAAAAAUAAUGUAAUGUAAUAAAACUAAAUUGUUUAGCCCCACUUGACACACUGUAUUACAUACAAAGUUAAUGACACAGCAUUCUGAAUAAGCAUGAAAUCUAAAUCCAUCCUAGAAAGCAGAAUUUAAAUGUUAAUCCUGUGUCUUGGAUUAUUUAGUGAACAAGUCUUCCCUGAGAUGCGAACAAGACAAAACCCAUCUGACGCAUCAUCAAAGCAACACUUAAACGAGCUGUGCAUUAAAAAUAUAUCAACAGACAGACAUUUAUGAGCCCUGAUGUCUCCCAAAUCCUAAAAAUUAAUGUAACAAUCUUUUUAAGUAUAAGUUUUUUUUAUUUAAAAGUUGAAUGGCAGUCAAGCUGAGAUUCUAGAAACUGAGAAGGGAAAUUUUUGCACAGUCUUUAGUCCUAUAUUCUAGGCAAGUAGGCUUUAUGUCUUUAAUUAGCCAAAUUCUCCAUUACUAAGGCUAGCAGCCAAAGGCUCGUGUUAGAUCAGGCAAAGGUGGACAUGCCCUUGUCCUUAAAUGAGGGUUUGUCAGUGAUUAAGUGGGUGCCUAGACCCCACAGUGACUGUGCACUCUGCAUUGCACUCAAGGCAAAUGUUUCUCACAUCAUGAAGCAUUGAGCAUGGCAGUUGGUACAAAGCAGAUUGCUCAUGGGAUUGCCAAAUUGGGUCUCUACUGGGACUUGUAGUUUUGGGGUUUAGCUGCUAGAGCCGUAGUGUGUUUCCAAAAGGAUUUGAUUCUGUGGCCUUCAGCUUGGAGAAAAGUUUUGUGAAUAUUGCUAUUUUAUUUUAGUAGCAGUUACUAAAGUUUCAUGUCGAUAUUGGAGAGAAAGAAUUGUAUGUAUGUAAGAAUUUAAAGAUAUUUGUUAUUCUUUUGAAGAUGAAAAAAGGCUCUUUUUUUAAAGAAUGGACAAGUUUUUUUGUUUGUAUUUUUAUCUACCCAUAUUUUGGGUGCAAUCGUAUGAAGCCCCAAAACUGACAAAAGGUUGCAGCAGGAGUCAAAAAAUGUAACAGUAUAAAAAAAAAUAAAGAAAUAUUUUAUUUGAUAGAUAAUAAAAUGAAUCAACAACUACUUUGAAAAUCAAUUAAUCGUUUUCAGUCAUUUAGAAAAAGCUAAAAUAUUCUGGUUUCAGCUUCUUGCAUGUGAAUAUUUUCUGUUUUCCUUAGUCUGCUAUAUUAUUGAAAUGAAUAUCUUUGGGUUUUGGACUGUUGGGAAAAAACGAUGUCUGACAUUUUAUAGGUAAACAACAAAUUCAUCUAUUGAAAAUUUGUGUUAUUGUUUUUGUUUUGUUUUUCUAAAUCAUUAUUUUCAGCCCUAGAAGUUUACGGCUAACAUAUCUUUCCUUUGACCUCCAGUCAGUUAAAAAUAAGCUGCUUUUUGUAUUUGUGCUUAGUGUGUUUUAAAAGAGUCAUUAAAUCACACACUGAUUUACAAAAUGUAAAGGGUAGUGUACAAUACAAAUGUCUGAGAGUUACUUUAACUGUCUGUGAUGAAUAUAAAAGACAUGCACUUGAAAAUAAUUAGCAAGAUUAGCUAGCUAACGCCAGUUAGCCUAAGCUAGCAAACUUUGUUUUUGUUCGCUUGCUAGCUAAAUGCUUUAGCUGCUGUUACAAGAAUUUCUACAGUGAUAAACUACAAGACAGUGGUAUAAAAUAUAGUUAUGAUCAGUAUUUUAUGUACUGACGGGUAGUUUUAUGAAAAAGAUUAGCUUUAGCUAGGUAGCUAGUUGACAAGGCCUGUGCUCAGUGUGUUUAGCCACAGUAAAGCUAGCUGGCUAGCCCAUGCAGUCUAUAUUGGUCAUACACACACAAAUAAUAGUAUUUUGCUUUUAUUACCAACUGAUUUCAAUUUAGAGUUACUUUUUACACUUUAUUUAACUCAGUGUUAUUUAUUAAUGUUUUCAGUUGUAUUUGUGACUCGUCUGAUAAUCUUUUACAACAUUUUGUCAGUUUUGGGGCAUCAUAUAAACUCGAUCAUAAAAUUGGAAAACAAAUGUUGGUUAUUUUGCACGUGAAAGUUUGGUUGGCUGUUCUAAUAAGUUUGUUUGAUGGUGACUUUUCCCCUUUUUGGGCAAAGAUAUAUAUGUGAUAAUAUAACCAUAGGCACCAAUGCCAUAGUCAAUUCAAAGAUGUAUUAUCCACAUACCCUCUACAUCUCCCAUACUUACUCAUACUGCA
Molecule: messenger RNA, 10415 nt
Organism: Epinephelus fuscoguttatus (brown-marbled grouper)
Lineage: Eukaryota; Metazoa; Chordata; Actinopteri; Perciformes; Serranidae
Gene: zbtb47b
Product: zinc finger and BTB domain containing 47b
Exons: 6
Coding region: 436-2679 (747 amino acids)
Biological process (GO): regulation of transcription by RNA polymerase II
Cellular component (GO): nucleus
Molecular function (GO): RNA polymerase II cis-regulatory region sequence-specific DNA binding; DNA-binding transcription factor activity, RNA polymerase II-specific; protein binding
Source: RefSeq, a predicted model, not a curated record